GCUGCGGUGCCUGGAGGCGGGAGGAUCGGGGCGCCGCGAUCUGAUUGCCGUCGCUGAGUCGGUCGCGGAGGUCUGCUUUGAAACUACUACGCAAGUCUUUGUAAAAAGUCCAGAAGCAGCGUAUUGAAGUUAACUGUCACCUUCUGUCUGGACUCCUGUUCUAGCAUAUGUGUGUGUUGUGGUCUGCAGACUGAACCAUGCCAGCUUUGUCAACUGGAUCUGGAGGAGACACAGGUUUGUAUGAGCUGCUGGCCUCAUUGCCAGCCCAGCUGCAGCCACAUGUGGACAGCCAGGAAGACCUGACCUUCCUCUGGGAUAUGUUUGGUGAAAAAAGCCUUCAUUCACUGGUAAAGAUUCAUGAGAAAUUACACUACUAUGAAAAACAGAGCCCUGUCCCCAUGUUGCAUGGUGCGUCAGCUUUGGCAGAUGAUCUGACUGAGGAGCUGCAGAGCAAACCACUAAACAGUGAGAUCAGAGAAUUGCUGAAACUACUGUCAAAACCCAAUCUGAAGGCUUUGCUUUCUGUGCAUGACACUGUUGCUAAAAAAAGCUAUGAUCCAGUAUUGCCUCCCAUGCCUGAUGACAUUGAUGAAGAAGAAGACUCUGUAAAAAUAAUCCGGCUUGUCAAAAACAGAGAACCACUGGGGGCUACUAUUAAAAGAGAUGAGCAUACCGGAGCGGUUGUUGUGGCUCGGAUAAUGAAUGGAGGAGCGGCAGAUAGAAGUGGUCUCAUUCAUGUUGGUGAUGUGCUUAAAGAAGUCAAUGGAAUUCCUGUGGGUGAUAAAAAACCAGAAGAAAUUAUACAAAUUCUGUCUCAGUCUAAAGGAGCAAUUACAUUUAAGAUUGUACCUAGUAUCAAAGAAGAAACCCCAUCUAAAGAAGGCAAGAUUUUUAUGAAAGCUCUGUUUGAUUAUGAACCCAGUGAGGAUAAAGCAAUUCCCUGUAAAGAAGCUGGACUUCCAUUCAGAAAAGGUGAUAUUCUUCAGAUCAUGAGCCAGGAUGAUGCAACCUGGUGGCAAGCCAAGCUUGAAGGUGAUGCCAAUCCCAGAGCCGGCCUAAUUCCUUCAAAACAUUUCCAGGAAAGGAGACUUGCAUUGAGAAGAUCUGAUGUUCAGGUUCAGCCACUGAAAAUUUCCAGUCGAAAAGCAUCUGGUUUUAGGAGAAGCUUUCGUCUGAGCAGAAAAGACCGAAAAACAAACAAGACUAUGUAUGAAUGCAAGAAGAGUGAUCAAUACGAUACAGCAGAUGUCCCAACCUAUGAGGAGGUAGCAAAAUAUAGACGGCAACCUAAUGAGAAAUACAGACUUGUUGUCUUGGUUGGUCCUGUGGGUGUAGGACUGAAUGAACUUAAACGGAAAUUGUUGAUCAGUGAUACUCAGCAUUAUGGUGUAACAGUGCCACACACCACAAGAGCACGAAGAAGCCAAGAAAGUGACGGCGUUGAGUACACUUUUAUUUCCAAGCACUUGUUUGAGACAGACGUGCAGAAUAACAAAUUUAUUGAAUAUGGGGAAUAUAAGAACAAUUACUAUGGUACCAGCAUAGACUCGGUUCGAUCUGUUCUGGCUAAAAAUAAAGUCUGUCUCUUGGAUGUUCAGCCUCAUACUGUGAAGCAUUUAAGGACAUCAGAAUUUAAACCAUAUGUCAUAUUUAUAAAGCCUCCAUCAAUUGCGCGUUUGCGAGAGACCAGAAAAAAUGCCAAGAUAAUCUCAAGCAAAGAUGAAAAGGGCGCUGCCAAACCCUUCUCAGAAGAAGACUUUCAAGAAAUGAUUAAAUCAGCACAAAUAAUGGAAAUCCAAUACGGUCAUCUUUUUGACAAAGUUCUAAUAAAUGACGAUCUAACUACAGCGUACAAUGAGCUGAAAACCUCCUUUGACAAAUUGGAAAGAGACACCUUCUGGGUUCCAGUCAGUUGGGUGCAUUCUUAACACUGUAAACAAAACUUUUCAUGGAACUUUAUAAAGGUGUUUAGGUGGACCUAAAAUGCCAUUCUGUUGGUGGGAAACUUUUCUUGCUUUGGCACAUUGGUGAUUAUACAAACUUUGUGCAGUGGAAUGUUGCUCUUUUCUGUGUGCAAGCCUUCCUGUUUGGAAAUAGGAUAUAGAAGGCAGAAGGCAACAAUGAAGCCUUAUUUUACUUGAUUCAAAUAACCACUCUUUUUUAAAAAAAGAGCCCCAAUUAUUGUGAUACCACAUUUUAUAAAUAGUUUGUGCCUCCAGUGUGGGACUUCCAUGAAGCCACAACUAUCAGAAGGUGUGAGAUCCAUCUUUAAGUGGCCUCGAACUUUGCUGGGUGCCAAGCAGGGAUGAGUGCUAAUGCUCAAAGAAUGUAAAACUGGAGGAGACAAAAGGGGCUAACAAUUUCCUUCUCUAGUAUAAGUACUGAAAUCGGGUUAUGAUAAACAUGGAUUUCUUUGUGUGUGUAAACCAUUUUCCAUGUUCAGCCUGACUCUGGUGUAGGGUUGCCAGGUCCCUCCUGGCAACUAGUGGGGAAUUGGUGGGAUUUACCAGGAGUGGGAAGGAGGCCCAGCUGAUGUUGCAGCGAUGUGUCUACAUUGCUUCCAACGUGACCUGGAAGUGACGUCAUCAGGCAGUGAUGUUGGGGCGACAGUGUGGUAUUUAGGCAAAGCUCUGUAGUAAAUUUGGUUUCUCCCAUAGAAUUUUUGCCCAAAUACCAGAGUAUCACUCUGAUGUCCCCAGCGUGAUGAGGUCACUUCUGGGUCACAUUGGAAGUGACGUAGACAUGUUGCUGCAAUGUCAGCUGGGCCUUGCUCUUCUUCCAGGUAAGUCUCCUGCACCAGCCAGCUGAUGGGUGGCGGGGCCUGGCAGUGGGGGACCCCCACCUCCCCAGAAAGGUCUGGCAACCCUAGUCUGUUGUCUUUAUCAUGAGAGCAAAUUUAACAUACUUGGUAACUAUGUUUUGAUGUGUUUUAAGCUACAGUCUCCUGUAGCUGUGCUCUGAAAGGUGUAUAUGCUGGAAUGCGUUGCAUGCUUGGAGGUAACUUGAAUAUUUUAAGUGAACAUUAAGUGAACAAUAAGCAAUAAAUAUGUUUUGCAUAUAAAAUUUUAAAGGUAAACUUCUGUGGUAUUCAAAGCAAUGGAAAGCUUUAAAACUAAACAUCAGAUCUCGGGUUGGUUAGAGUAGCUUUUAUGUACCUCAAGAAUUGGGGUGGAGACUUUGCAAUAGAGGCAGCAGCUUAAGUGGAAUUUGUUUAUAUCAGUGCUUCAUGUUUUAAAAAUUUAUAAAAUAGUCUUUGUGUGACUCCAGAAGCUAUUUUUUUUUAAUUUGAAAACUUGUUAAUUAAAGCUUGGGUAUCAUUCCCAUUUUCUAUUGACCUUGAACAGUAGAAAUGCAAGCUGUUUUCUCUGGAAUGAAGAAAGGAGUCUCCCCCCCCUUUUUUUCCUUGUAUUCGUGUUGAGACAAAGUAUAUUAAUAGAUGUGGAUGCAUGUUGUAUGUAAGUGAAUCUGUCUUACCAAUAGCGUGUGACGGUGACACAUCACAACUUUGGCAUGCAAACAGGAAGCCCAGUUAUUUUACGUUAACAUGUACAAGGUUUAGCUGACUUAUUUAAAGGCAAAAGAAUUUGGUGAGACUCUAUAUAUUUAUGAAAAGAGGUGA
Molecule: messenger RNA, 3619 nt
Organism: Gekko japonicus
Lineage: Eukaryota; Metazoa; Chordata; Lepidosauria; Squamata; Gekkonidae
Gene: MPP7
Product: membrane protein, palmitoylated 7
Exons: 17
Coding region: 198-1928 (576 amino acids)
Biological process (GO): protein localization to adherens junction
Cellular component (GO): cell-cell junction; plasma membrane
Molecular function (GO): protein binding
Source: RefSeq, a predicted model, not a curated record